UUUACGCGGAUUCGGUGAAGGGGCGAAAAUGAGGAAAAUAAUAAUGGCGGCGGCGGCGGCGGCGGCGGCGAGGAGUGGGAGUCGGGCUUCACCUCGGUGUUGAACCCUCCCGUUGUCCGUGCGAGGGGGAGAGGGAGAGGGAGUGAGCGAUAGUGGCGGAGAAGCGCCGCUGGACUCGGGGGAGUGGCGACUGACAGCAGCCGGAGGAGAGGAGCGGAGCGGAGAGCCAUGGCGGUGGUGUCGGCGGCGGCGGCGGCGGGCGGCGAGUCGGCGGGACAGCGGCGCAUGGAACAUUCUGGAGUGAGGGGAGGGGGCGUCUAGGCCUCUCGACGCCACAAGAUCGUUUCAGAAACGAUGAAGAACGGGUAGAUUGUCGAUUAUCAUCUGGGCUGCUUUUUUGUUGUUGCUGUUCAUGGAUUUUUCAACGUACCGAGCCAAGGGAGUGUUCUCCUGAUCUGGAUUCGCUUUAAAUUGGAAUGAAAUAAUGGCGACACGUAGGUCCUGUCCAAGUGAAGAGGAAGAUGGAGAUGUAAAUGGAAAAAAACGCCCAAAUGCUGGGGAGGACGAGGGAAAACAUAAGAAGAAUGGGUGUGGGCAAGUCGAGAGCACUUCACCACAGGUGGAUGACAUGUUCUCAUGGGGAGGCCCAAAAACCAUUAAUUUACGACGGAAUUCACAGGGUUUUGGAUUUACGCUGAGGCACUUCAUUGUAUACCCACCAGAGUCAGCUGUACAUACCAAUAUGAAGGAUGAAGAGAAUGGAAAUAAGGGAUCACAAACCAGAGGCAAAUUGGAACCAAUGGACACUAUUUUUGUAAAGCAGGUUAAGGAAGGUGGACCAGCACAUGGAGCUGGGUUAUGUACAGGUGAUCGGAUUAUCAAAGUAAAUGGGGAAAGCAUUAUUGGGAAAACGUAUUCUCAAGUUAUUGCCUUGAUUCAGGAAAGUGAUUCUGUUCUGGAACUUUGUGUUAUGCCAAAAGAUGAAGACAUCUUGCAGCUGAAACGGAACAAUUUAUGUGAAAUCCAUAAUGGAGAAACUGAGGCUUAUUCUCAAGAUGCUUAUUUAAAAGGCAAUGAUCCAUUCACAGGCAAUGCUCAGAACAUCCCUGAACCACCACCUGUGUGUUAUCCUCGAUUGACUAGCCCUGCUUCAUCUGUGCCUCAGCCUAUGGAAGUUUCACCACCAGAACCUUCUCGAGGGAGGCAACAAAUUAGUAGACCAGUGCAGGCAAUUGCUACAUCCGACAAAGGAUAUCGGACUGAAGUGCAAGCAACAACUUCACCAAUAGAUAUUUCAAAAACUAAUACCGCUGUUUGUGUUUGCAAUGAAACAGUAAAGACUGUUAUUGUGCCUUCAGAGAGGGUUGAUGAUUUUGCAUCUGGCAGAAUUAAUCAUUCAAGUCCAGCUCAUAGAACAGAAGAAGUACGGUAUGGGUUGACUGACCACACAACUGGGAAACCGAGGGCAAGGACUGCUUCUUCUUCAGCUCUGUUGACCAGUACUACAGUUCAGCAGGUUUCAAGUGGUAGGGCAAAAGAUUCUACUGUAACUACCUCUACCACUAACACUGGUAAACAGACAAUCCAUGGUUCAUGUAUGGACACUGCUUCCAGCAGGGCUACAUCUCAAAGUACCGAAUCUUCAACAAUCACAAAUCAACGGGCGUCUCCAACAACUGUAAUUUCACACCAGAAUAUAGACUGGCGCAAUUAUAAAACAUACAAAGACUAUACUGAAAAUAGGCGUUUGCACAUGUAUGGCAGUAGGACAAUACAGGAAAGAUUGGAUAGUUUGAGAGCAGCUGCUCAAAACUCAACAGAAUAUCAACAAACAGCUCCAACACAUAUUACAACUCCAGCACGACGUCGGAGCACUUCACAUGAGCGAUCUUACCAAGCAACAUCAAUGAGAUAUCGUAGCGUGUCUCAAGAAAGAUUAGGAGAGUCUGUUUUAAUGAAAGAUUGGCCACGAAGUGCUUCACAAGAUGCAUUAAUAUCACCAGUAAUUGGGCCACAGAACCACAGGACACGAUCAUGUGAUUAUAUUGGAAAGCAGGCAGAGAUGCCCAAUAUUCUCGCUGUGGAUAUUGCAACUUCAGGGUCACAUGAUUCCGCUGAUGGUAAGGUGCAGCGAAAAGACCAAAUUACUGGAGUUCAUGAACUUGGUAAUAGACCUAUUUCUCGAGAUAAAUUCCGGCAUCCUGUUAGACAAGUUGGGCAGCCAGGAUCUCGGAUAUCUAUUAGUAGUGCAACACAGUCACAGAACAAUAAUCUUUCACCAAAUCUUUCCAAUGCCGACAGUAUAAAGAUAAGACAUAAAAAUCGAAAUGUGGCCCAUUCUAGUCCUGCCACUUCAAGGUGGAAGGUUGCCUCAGACAUGAAACUUGUUCAGCAUUCAGACCACCAGUCUGCUAAUACAGGCCAGCAAGCUCAAGUUCCUUCUCAAGAAAAGUCUUAUCCACCAAUGUCAUUUCAAACUAGUCUGCCAAGUCCCUUGUUAGCCACUUCCAUUUCCUAUGCAAUACCACCAGUCCUCUCUCCUACCCAAAGUAUUGGCAUUGAUGCAUUAAAAGACCAAAGAAUGGCAAAUCGUGCUAAUCGAUGUGGACAGCUCUUGGAUCAAAGAGCAAGAGCUGAAAGUGUGCCUGAGUAUCCAGCAGAAGUGGUUGUUGGAGUGAGAUCAGCGUCGUGUCCUACAACAACAUCUGUGCAGCCUUUUGUGGCAACAAGUAGGAUCGUAAAGGCCUCUGCUACCUGUGCUGUUGCAAAUGCAGCAGUGAGACAAAAGAGCAAGGAACCAGAAAAAAACACACUUGAAAGUAAACAAGAGGAGAAAGUAAGAUUGGGUGUUGAAAAUUCCCUUGAAGAAAAUGAACAUCCUUCUGAGCAUAAAGAACAGGAGCUUUUGGACAAAAAAGAAACCGUUGUCUUGAGGGGAAAACCUGUGGCAAGUCGAUUAACACCGCAACCGCUAAGACACCAGUCAUAUAUUUUGGCUGUAAAUUCACCAGAUACAGUAACGGAUCCUACCUGCUGGCUACCUAAUGAUGCCCGCCGUGAGGUAAAUAUGAAGCGAAUGGGUGAUCAGCGCAAGGCAUCGAGUUCAAGCCCACAGGAUGACUCGUUAGCAUCUAUCCCUUUCAUUGAUGAACCUACAAGUCCCAGUAUUGAUCAUGAAUCUGCUCACAUUCCUGCAUCAGCAGUAAUUUCAGCUGGAGUCUCUGAAACACUAAGGACAGCAGCAGUACCUUCCAGCCCGACUAAACCAUCCCCUUUUAUUCGUCGUCAGUUAUCACAUGAUCAAGAUGCCAUCAGAACUUCGACUCCUGAUUCAAAGCCCAGUGGAAAAACUGAGAGAUCAAAGUCAUAUGAUGAAGGAUUAGAUAAUUAUAAAGAAGAAAAGUUAAAAUCAUUGAAGCAAGUGCCUAGCCUGAAAGGAUUGAAGAAGGCCUCUGAGAGCCUGAAAUUUUCAGAAGAUGUGAGCCCAAGAAGAGAUUCAUCAUCAGACAGCUUUAGCGAUGGUUCUAAGGAAGGAUGGCUGCAGUUUCGGCAGAUUUUUACAGAAAAAGGAAAGCGAGUUGGUGGCAGCAUUCGACCUUGGAAGCAAAUGUACGUGGUUCUACGUGGGCACUCUUUAUUUUUGUACAAAGAUAAAAAAGACAAGGCAGCCCAUGCAACUUGCCAAACCGAUGAAGAUCAACCAAUUAGUAUCAAAGCCUGCCUGAUAGAUAUUUCUUAUAGUGAAACCAAGCGUAAGCACGUGUUUCGAUUAACCACUUCUGAGUGUGAAUACCUAUUCCAGGCUGAGGAUCGGGAGGAUAUGUUGUCAUGGAUUAAGACUAUACAAGAAAACAGCAAUUUGGACGACGAAGACACGGGAGUUACAAGCAGAGAUUUAAUUAGUCGGAAGAUUAAAGAGUACAGUACCAUGAUGAAUACUUCUGGCAGCAAAUCAGAACCAUCUCCAAAAACACCGCGGCAGACUCUCAGUAUUAGGCAGACCUUCUUGGGAUCCAAAACUGACCCAAAGAGCCCACAUUCUCCAAAGCAAGAGUCGGAAAGAAAACUUAUAAAUGACACAAGCCCACCAAAAGACAAGGGAACAUGGCGAAGAGGCAUUCCCAGCAUAAUGAGAAAAACCUUUGAGAAGAAAGCAGGUCCUGGUGUAACAUUUGGUGUCAGGCUAGAUGAUUGUCCACCUGCUCUUCACAAUAAGUAUGUACCAUUUAUAGUUGAGGUCUGCUGCAAUUUGGUUGAAGAGAAAGGACUUGAGUACACUGGAAUCUACAGAGUGCCUGGAAAUAAUGCUGCUAUAUCAAGCUUGCAAGAAGAGCUCAACAAAGGAAUGGCUGAUUUUGACCUUUUGGAUGAUAAAUGGCGUGAUCUGAAUGUCAUCAGUAGUUUACUGAAAUCCUUCUUCCGAAAACUUCCAGAGCCUCUCUUCACAAAUGAUAAAUAUGCUAAUUUCAUAGACGCCAACAGAAAAGAGGAUUCAGUGGAUAGACUCAGAACCUUAAAAAAAUUGAUCCGAGAUUUGCCAGAUCAUCAUUACGAAACUUUAAAAUUCCUCUCCGCACAUCUGAAGACAGUAGCGGAAAACUCUGAAAAGAAUAAGAUGGAACCUAGAAAUUUGGCAAUUGUAUUUGGUCCAACCCUUGUCAGAACAUCAGAAGACAACAUGAUGCACAUGGUUACUCACAUGCCAGAUCAAUACAAAAUAGUAGAAACACUCAUACAACAUUAUGACUGGUUUUUCACUGAAGAAGGUGAUGAAAGUGCAACCACACCAGUCCAGGAAGAAAGCACAGUUGAUACACAGCCAGUGCCAAACAUAGAUCAUUUGCUAACCAACAUUGGGAGAACAGGAACUACUCCGGGAGAUGUUUCAGAUUCAACCACUAGUGACUCAGCAAAAUCUAAGGGUUCUUGGGGAUCCGGAAAGGAUCAAUACAGCAGGGAUCUGCUUGUGUCAUCCAUCUUUGCUGCAGCCAGUCGUAAAAGAAAGAAAAAGGAUAUAAAGUUACAACAAAGUAGUUCAGAUGAUGAGUUGGAAAGUGGAUUUUCCAGGAAAGAAAUAUUAAAUCAUUCCUAUACGGGUGUAGCGAAGGAACUAGGAAAUAAAGGGGAAUCUGAAAAUGAAGUUGAAUUAUCUGAACCAAAGAGAAGGCAAGAUGAUUGGUGUAGUGAACAACAAGAGAAAGAAAGUCCGGGGGAAAUAAAUGAAUCUUUAACUGUGGCAUUAAUUGAAAAAUAUGAAUCGAGAAAGCAAGCCUCUCCAGAAGAAACAAGCUGCACAGAGGAGAAGCUACCAGAAUACUGCCUACAAUGCACAGACUCGCCUAAUGUCAGUUUAACCAGUCCACAACUAAUUGCAAGCACAAAACCUACUUUUAGUAUUGAGGUCACUCCCAGUAACGUGAACCUCCACACAGAUAAUGCUGUAACUAACUUAAAUACCACAAUUAAUAAUAGUUCUCUGGACUCUCAACAGCGAAUUAACUUAAGCAAGACAAAGAAACCAGCAGUUAAAAUCAUAGAUUCAGUUACUGCAGAUGUAAGCUCCAUCGCUUCAGAAUAUUCCACAACUUCUUCCAUAGCAUACCUUCCAGGAAUGGAGUCCCAUGUGUUAAAUGCCGAAGUUCAUUCAGUGGCAGAAAGCAAAGGUGAUGAGGCUGAUGAUGAGAGAAGUGAACUUAUCAGCGAAGGACACCAUGUAGAAACAGAUAGUGAUAGUGAUUUUUCUGUUUUUGCUGCAAGUUGCGCACCUGAAAAGCUCCUACGUGUAAUUAAACAUGAUCCAUCAAAGAGUGCCAGGAAAAACUCAGAAGGAAGUGACAAGAUUGGAAUAGAGGGAAGUUCAACACCAAGGUUGGAUGAGAGGAAAGCAUUCAGCUCGCGUAAGCUCAUUGAGAGUGAUACACUUUCCAAGAAAAAAUCAUUUCGAUUAAAAGGUGAUAGUGAGGUGUCAGUAGAUCCAAAGGAACCAGAAGAGGCAAAGAGAGAUCACACGGACUUUGAUGUAAUGAAGAAUGGGAAAUCCACAAGCAGUCUGGCUUCAUUUAUUAAAAAUGAACCUGAUAAGAUAGAGCCUGGAUGGAAAUUGAAAAUUACAGAACGUUUAAAACUGCGUCUCAAGAUUUCUGCAGAUGACAUGUUUGGAGUUGGCGUACAAAAGUCAAGCUGUUCUGAUUCCAGUAGGAAAAAAAACAUUAGGAGGAGGCAUACCAUGGGGGGAAAUAGGGAUUUUGCAGAACUCAGCGUUCUAAAUGCAUGGCGAGUACAGGAACAAGAGCAACAUUCCCCAGGUAAUGGAGAUAAUGAACAUCAAUUGUCAGCAAUGGAUCGUCUCAAACCAAAAUGUCACUCCCAAGAUCUCUCGAUCACAGAGUGGCUUGCUCGAGAACGCUUACGCAUUAGCACACCAGAUUUGCACACGGAGAAAGACUUGGACCCAAGAACUGUGGUCAUCAGUUUAGACAAAGGUACAAACGCACAGUUGCCUGCUUCAUCUGGAGAAGAUGCAGUCAGCUCUGGUAGUUUGACCCACUUCAGUCACCCUUCCCCUUCAACAUCUCGUAGCCCACCAUCCUCAGCCGAACAAGUAAAUGGUGCCAGCCACCAAAGCAAGGGAAAAAACAGUUUUAGCACAACCGUUGACGCUCAUCCCCAUAAAAUAUCCAGUAAUCAAGUAGUCAAGUCUCGCUUCUAUCAGUACUUGUAGGUCUGCAAUUAUUUAUGUGUCUAGUGCUGCAGAAAAUUGUACAGCAAAUUGCUUGUUAAACAGUAUACUGUUUUUCUAUAUGAAUUUCCUGUACAUAUUUCUAUCUGUACUUGAAUUUUGAAAAAGUUGAUGCUCUGCCUAUAAUACAGGCUGGUUUCUGUGCUGGGUACUGUGGAAGCUCAUUGUGUACACUGACAGCCAGAAAAAACGAUGAACUUUUGUACAAAAUACAUUUAGAAAUUGAGCGAAAAAGAGCAUCAAGUUCUGAAGUCUUCAGACACAAAAUCCCAUGAACUAAUUAUACUGCAUGAUCAGUGAUUCCUGCAUAAAUGUUCUAAAUUGGAUUCAGCUGCAUAUAUUUCAACUUUACAAGGGUGCGCAAAACUAAAUCAUUGGAUUUGAUCUUUUGAACUUUAUUUGCUAAAGAAAGUGCCUCAUCUCAAAAAGGAAAUUGAUUUAGAUAGGGUGCCAUGUUGUCAUUUUAGUUUAAAAAAAGAUUAGAAAUCUACUGUGAACAAAUUAUUUUAUCUGUAAACAAAACAAAAAUAUCACUAAAAUAAUUUUCCAGAUUUUAUUAACUGAACAGCUCGAGCUUCCACACUAUAGGCAUUCCAGUUGGAUCUUAAGAACAUUUUUUAAUUCAGACUUUUAAUACGGUCUUUGUAUGGGACUUGAUUUUUUUAAAGUUUCUGUAAAGAUGCAUAAAUGUAUAUAAUUUCAUGUGUCGCUUUUUCAAAUUUGAGAUUUGAUAAAAGCUUUGUAACAUAGGCAUGUAGAUAGUGUCUCUGGAAAAACUGGUCCCUUGCUCAUUUUUCAUCAUCUCUAAAGAGGAAUCUUAACUGUGCAUGAGAACUGUUUUCUCAGAUUCAACAUUGUAUUUAGCCUGUGUACAGAUAGAGGCAAAUUGUUUGUAAAUGUGCCCUGGAAACACUGGAAAUAAAUUUUUUGUUUCUGU
Molecule: messenger RNA, 7676 nt
Organism: Leucoraja erinaceus (little skate)
Lineage: Eukaryota; Metazoa; Chordata; Chondrichthyes; Rajiformes; Rajidae
Product: rho GTPase-activating protein 21-like
Exons: 26
Coding region: 485-6721 (2078 amino acids)
Biological process (GO): signal transduction
Molecular function (GO): protein binding; phospholipid binding
Source: RefSeq, a predicted model, not a curated record